AUGAUCAUAUGUCUUCCACACCCCGAGACGGCCUGCUUGGUCAUGAGCAACUUUCAAAACCAGAUCACGAAACUUAACAGGCACCAUGACCUGAACCACAGGGAGACGAGAGGAGCAGCUAUGAGUUUAACUGCAGCAGCGAGUGGAUUUGUUCUCUUCCUUCUCUCGCUACCAGUCAUGAGGAGUCAGGAUUAUGGAGUGACUUACACUUCUACUCAGAUCUGUGCUUUAAAAGGAUCAACAGUGGAAAUAGGCUGCUUCUUCAAAGACAGAGUAAAAGUGCUGAAAAAAGCAUGGUUCACUGAAGGGAAUGAUGAUCUGAAAACAGACUCAGCGUACGGAGGUCGAGUGACGUAUGAUUCUUCCCAGAAGAGCUGUGCUCUGACGAUCAGAGAGCUGAGAGAGAGCGACUCAGCUGUGUACAAGUUCAGGUUUGAAACAAACCAAGAAGGUGGAAGUUAUACUGGUUCACCUGGAGUCACUCUGACUGUCACAGCUCUUCAGGUACAUGUGGGCACUUCAUCAUAUUAUCGCUGGGCAGAACUGACAUGUCAAAGCAGCUGUCGACUACCUAAUCAUCCCUCCUUCAUCUGGUACAAAAAUGGACAGAAAAUUUAUGGCCAAACCAACAUGUAUUGGUAUUUAUACAAGUGGAAUUACUUAGAUAGCUACUCCUGUGCUGCAAGUGGUCAUGAAGCUCUCCCGUCUCCUUCAGUGUGUGUCCGAGGUCAUUCAUGCAACAGAGUGAAUUACAGUAACAGAAACAUCUGUGCUUUCAAAGGCUCAUCAGUGGAUAUUUCCUGUACUUACAACAGUUAUUAUCAAAUACAAUCAAAAUCAUGGUUCUGUUUUGAACAUGGUUAUACGUGGACCUCCAAGGACCUUAGUAAAGACUCCCAGUAUGAAGGUCGUGUUGAGGUCACUGACACAAUGAUAGGAGGCUCCACUCUGAGAAUCAGAGACCUCAGAGAGAGCGAUUCAGCCGAGUAUCACUUCAAAUUCAAAACACGAACCUUUGAAUGGAAGAAUAGUUUACCUGGAACAACUCUGACUGUUGCAGCUCUGCAGGUGAAGGUGAGCAGAAUAAUAUCAGUCCAUCAGUCUCAUACUGAGGCAGAGCUCACAUGCUUCAGCAGCUGUCGUCCAGAUGGUCAUCUUUCCUUUGUGUGGUUCAAGAACAAUCAAUUUAUACUUGAAAACAAUCCUUAUCAAGAUCGGUUCAAUCCUGGAGACAUCAUCUCCUGUGCUUUCAAAGGAUACGAAAAUGAUCGCUCAGCUCCAGUGUAUGCUCUAAAGCCUCCCUCUGUGUCAGUGAGUCCCUCUGCUGAGAUAGUGGAAGGCAGCUCAGUGACUCUGACCUGCAGCAGUGAUGCUAACCCAGCAGCUAAUUACACCUGGUACAAGGAGCAAAAACUGAUCAGGAGAGGACAGCAGUUCAUCUUUGAGUCCAUCCAGUCCUCUGACUCUGGAGAGUAUUACUGCACCACUGAGAAUGAGCUGGGCAAAAGGUCAUCUGAGUACAUCUCUAUCAAUGUGAAAUAUGCUCCAAAGCUUCCCUCUGUGUCAGUGAGUCCCUCUGCUGAGAUAGUGGAGGGCAGCUCAGUGACUCUGACCUGCAGCAGUGAUGCUAACCCAGCAGCUAAUUACACCUGGUACAAGGAGGAUGAAGACUCACCAAAAGCAUCAGGACAGAACUUCAUCAUCACUGACAUCAGACCUGAACACAGUGGGAGUUAUUACUGUGAAGCCCAGAACACCAGAGGACGUCAUAACUCCACCUUACAGCUGACUGUCGUAUCAAGCUCACGGAAAUCAGCAGCUUUUGCAUCAAUCACUGUUGUAUUUCUGGCUUUCAUAAUCCUGUCUGGAAUCAUACUCAUCAGAAGAAAAAGGUGCUUCAAAGCAAACUCAUCAAUAGAGCGGCCGGACAACAGAGCAGAGGGCAACACAAAUGAUUAUUACACACUUAGUGCAUGGCCGGAACACCAUGGCCCUUCAGCUGCAGCACAGAGUACAGCAGCAGAGCAGCAGGAUGACGUUUGCUAUGCCAGUGUAAGUUUCUUUAAGAAGCAAGAAGAGCCCGACUACUACAACAUUAUUCCCACUCAGCCCAAAAGACAAAAUGAAGAUGAAGAAGUGGAAGAUGUGGAAUACACUCAUAUCAGAUUUAGCAGCACCCAAAGAUUAAGACAUCAUCAGACUGUGGAGUAUUCAUCAGCAGUGUACGGCACAGUCAACAGAAAGUAGCGUAUGACCAUGAAUGUUUGUCCUCAGUGUACAUAUUUGAUGCUUUUAUGAGGACACUGCUGUUUACGGGUGUGUUUGCAUUUUGAUAAAGAAUGUUGCAACAGGUGCGUUUGUACAGUGUGCUAUUAUACUGGACCUGUGGAUAUGUGUAACAUAUGUUUAACACUCAUUGCUAGUUUCUUAGAAGUUGAUCUAGCUUGCACUGAAAUAUAAACUUAACACAGUGAACAAGAAGCACUUUGAGAGUGCAAACCUCCGCUAAGGCAGCUCAGUCUCUGGCAGCUUUUACUUUGAAGGGAUCGUAUUGUAUUUUGUACAUAUAUAUAUUCAUUUUGUUUUUUUCUUUUUAAACAUUCUUCAAGGAGUUUUGUAGUGCAGUAAAAGGAACUGCAAAGUGCAGACUUUUGUUAUUUACCCAGUGGAAAUCCAUUUUUAUAUA
Molecule: messenger RNA, 2686 nt
Organism: Archocentrus centrarchus (flier cichlid)
Lineage: Eukaryota; Metazoa; Chordata; Actinopteri; Cichliformes; Cichlidae
Product: B-cell receptor CD22-like
Exons: 12
Coding region: 1-2247 (748 amino acids)
Source: RefSeq, a predicted model, not a curated record